AGUUCUGCCGCAUUGACCGUCCGCUGUGCCGCAAUGAGGACGAGCAGCUCAGCUUUGAAGCCGUCCGCAACAUCCACAAGCAGAUGGACGACGACGCAAACGGCAACGUGGACGUGGAGGAGAGCGAUGAGUUCCUGCGGGAAGACCUGAAUUACCACGACCCCACCAUCAAGCACAGCACCUUCCACGGGGAGGACAAGCUCAUCAGCGUGGAAGAUCUUUGGAAGGCCUGGAAGGCAUCGGAAGUCUACAACUGGACGGUCGAGGAGGUGGUGCAGUGGCUGAUCACCUACGUGGAGCUCCCCCAGUACGAAGAGACCUUCCGGAAGCUUCAGCUCACCGGCCACGCCAUGCCCAGGCUGGCCAUCACCAACGCCACCAUGACCGGGACGCUCCUGAAGAUGACCGACAGGAGCCACCGGCAGAAGCUGCAGCUGAAAGCCCUGGACACCGUGCUCUUCGGCCCGCCUCUCCUGACCCGUCACAACCACUUGAAAGACUUCAUGCUGGUGGUCUCCAUCGUCAUCGGCGUGGGAGGCUGCUGGUUUGCUUACAUCCAGAACCGCUACUCCAAGGAGCACAUGAAGAAGAUGAUGAAGGACCUGGAAGGUCUGCACAGGGCCGAGCAGAGUCUCCACGACCUCCAGGAAAGGCUGCAGAAGGCCCAGGAGGAGCACCGCACGGUGGAGGUGGAGAAGGUCUCCCUGGAGAAGAGGCUGCAGGACGAGAUCAGCAUCGCCAAGCAAGAGGCGCACCGGCUGCGGGAGCUGCGCGAAGGGACGGAGAACGAGCUCAGCAGGCAGAAAUACGCCGAGCAGGAGCUGGAGCAGGUACGUCCGGUGGGGAGGGGAGGAGUGGGGAGGGAGGUGAGCAGCCCCUACUAGGGACCUGGGGUCCUUGGCGCCUUCCGAGCUGGGUGCUUUUCUUGCAGAGGUUUCAUGACCCCACGAGGGGAUGUCGUCAAUGCUGCUGCUGCUAUGAUGAUCAUAGCACUGAUGCUGUUACCUAGUCGGGCUGAGAAGAUCAAAAAGAAGCGCAACACCCUGUUUGGCACCUUCCACGUGGCCCACAGCUCCUCCCUGGACGACGUGGAUCACAAGAUCUUGACGGCCAAGCAGGCGCUGAGCGAGGUGACGGCCGCCUUGAGGGAGCGGCUGCACCGCUGGCAGCAGAUUGAGCUGCUCUGCGGCUUCCAGAUCGUCAACAACCCCGGCAUCCCCACGCUGGUGACGGCCCUCAACAUCGACCCCAGCUGGAUGGGGGGCCCCCCCAGGGCCAACACCUCCCACUUCAUCAUGACGGACGACGUGGACGACCUGGACGAAGAGAUGGUCUCCCCCAUGUCCAUGCAGUCUCCCGCCUUGCCAAGCAGCGUCGUUCGCCAGCGCCUGGUGGACCCCCAGCAUUCCUUGGGAUCGCAGAGGUUGGUAGAGGGUCACCCGCAGGCCCCCGGCCAGGGGGAAUUGGGAGCGCUGGUGCAUUACCUGCCCGGUGGCAGGGUCACUCUGCGCCGAAUGCCCAGCCUCUCCAGCGGCGGCAGCAUCGACGUCCCAGCAGCUCCUCCUCCGUACUCCUCCUCCUCCUCCUCCACCGCUCCCACCUGCCACGGGCUGCCCAUCCUGUACCACCACACCACCUCCUCCUACAUCCUGCAGAUGGACGCCCUGCCCCCUCCCGACGUCACCUCGAGCACGCACAGCCAGGCGGAGAGCUUGGGGGACCUGGUCCACUCGGAUUCGGACUCCUCCAUCCCGCACCUGAGUGACCACCCGCGGGCGGCCAUUUCCAUGCCCAAGUUGCGUCCCGGCCUGCUGAACAAGUCGGCCGAGGAACAGCAGCUCCAAACGGAGUCCGGCGAGUCGGAGAGCCCGCUGACGAUGAAGAAGGUGCCGGUGCUCAACCACCACGGGGGGCUGGAGAAGGCGGCCAGCCUGGGGGAGCUGGGCCCGGUGGGGGCCCGUUCGAGGGACUCCUCUCGGUCACACAGCCCCAGCUCCACCGAGCCCGACACCCCCUCGCCGCCUGCCAAUGGCCGCACCGCACUCUCCCUCCUGUCCGGCAAGGCGAACAGCCGCAUCCCACACCUGGCGGCCAAGAAGACGGGCGCGGCAGGUGAGGAGGACAGUGGCUCCACCGGCGAGGAGACCGACUCAGGCCCCGGGAAGAAGAAGUUCCCGCUUAAGAUCUUCAAGAAGCCCCGGAAGUAGCUGGCGGACGGGGAAGGACC
Molecule: messenger RNA, 2227 nt
Organism: Protobothrops mucrosquamatus (brown spotted pit viper)
Lineage: Eukaryota; Metazoa; Chordata; Lepidosauria; Squamata; Viperidae
Gene: STIM1
Product: stromal interaction molecule 1
Exons: 10
Biological process (GO): intracellular calcium ion homeostasis; store-operated calcium entry; activation of store-operated calcium channel activity
Cellular component (GO): plasma membrane; endoplasmic reticulum
Molecular function (GO): calcium channel regulator activity; calcium ion binding; protein binding
Source: RefSeq, a predicted model, not a curated record